AUAUAUAUUAGAUUACGUAAAAAAAUUGGGUCAAAUUAAACAAAUUACAAAAACAAGAACAAAAUCGAGCCCGUAAUUUCCCUCCAGUAGAGGAAAUCAAAUACCGCCUUGCUAACUUGAGUCGGUAGCGUAAUCAGUGAACCAAGAUGCUGUUUGCUAACGGGAGAAAUGUUCCACAGAAAUCGAUUUUCAAUCUGUAAACUUUACCGACUCAUUACACCACUCGAAUGUAUUCAUACAAGCUCCCAACACAUUCCACAACCUUCGCAAUUUUCAACAUGCCAACUUGCUUCAUUCUGGCAAUCUUCUUCUUUCCCUUCAAAUCUUCAACAUGGCAAACAAUUUCACGCCCAGCUCAUCCUCAAUGGAAUUACUACCGCCAAUCCCCUUCUUCUGGCUAUGUAUCUUCGUUGCGGUAGCUUUGACGAUGCCAAGAACCUGUUUUAUCAGAUUGAUUUAGGAUGUGUAAAGCGUUGGAAUUUGAUGAUCAGAGGGUUUGUUAAAAUGGGUUGGUUUCAUUUUGCCAUGUUGUUUUAUUUUAAGAUGCUGGGUUGUGGGGUUUCUCCUGAUAAUUUUACUUUCCCUUCUGUAGUCAAGGCUUGUAGUGCUUUGAAUAAUGUAAGAUUUGGUGCUUUGAUUCAUGAGGUGAUUAUGUUGAUGGGUUUUGAACUGAAUGUGUUUAUCGCUAGUUCUUUGAUCAACUUGUAUGUAGAGAACCGUUAUAUUAAUCGCGCUCGUACUUUGUUUGAUAAAAUGCCAGUGAGAGAUUGUGUUUUGUGGAAUGUGAUGCUUAAUGGAUAUCUUAAAUGUGGGGAAUUAGAUAAAGUUAUAGAGAUUUUUGAGGAAAUGAGGAAAGGUGAAUCAAAGCCAAAUGAGGUGACAUUUGCUGCUAUUUGCUCUGUGUGUGCUUCGGAAGGAAUGGUGGAUUUUGGUACUCAGCUUCAUGGCCUUGUUGUUAGUUGUGGGUUGGAAUCAAAUUCUAUGGUGGCAAACACGCUUUUGUCCAUGUAUUCAAAAUGUGGGUGGUUGUCUGAUGCUCAUAAAUUGUUUGAUACGAUCCCUAAUACUGAUUUAGUGUCUUGGAAUGGAAUGAUUUCGGGAUAUGUACAGAAUGGGUUUAUGGAAGAUGCUUCAUGUUUGUUUAAGGAGAUGAUAUCUUCUGGUGUGAAACCUGACUCGAUCACCUUCUCAAGUUUUCUUCCCGCUGUUACUGGGUUGGGAAGUUUCAGAAAAGGUAAGGAAAUCCAUGGAUAUAUAUUAAGACAUGGUCUGCCUUUCGAUGUGUUCUUGAAGAGUGCACUUAUUGAUGUAUACUUAAAGUGCAGGGAUGUGGAGAUGGCGCGCAAUGUUUAUAACCAAAGCACCAAGGUUGAUGUUGUCAUUUGCACAGCUAUGAUUUCAGGAUAUGUGCUUAAUGGGAUGAACAAUGAUGCUUUAGAGAUUUUCAGGUGGCUACUUCAAGAGAAAAUCAGGCCGAAUGCUGUAACGCUGGCAAGUGUUCUACCUGCUUGUGCAGAUUUAGCUGCAUUAAAAGUAGGGAAGGAAUUGCAUGGUAAUAUCAUAAAGAACGGGCUUGCUGAUAGGUGUCAUGUGGGAAGUGCUAUCAUAGACAUGUAUGCAAAGUGCGGAAGACUGGAUCUCGCUCAUCAUGUUUUUGGAAGAUUGUCCGAAAGAGACUCUGUUUGUUGGAACUCAAUGAUCACAAGCUGUUCCCAGAAUGGGAAGCCAGAGGAGGCCAUUGAUCUUUUUCGUUGGAUGGGGAGGACUGGAACCAAGUAUGACUGUGUGAGUGUAUCAGCUGCUCUUUCUGCUUGUGCCAAUCUACCUGCACUGCAUUAUGGAAAAGAGAUCCAUGGGUUUAUGAUAAAAGGUUCUCUCUGCUUUGAUCUUUUUGCUAGGAGCGCACUCAUAGAUAUGUAUGCAAAAUGUGGAAACUUGAGUUUUGCUCAGUGUGUAUUUGACAUGAUGGAAGAUAAGAAUGAAGUUUCAUGGAAUAGUAUCAUUGCUGCUUAUGGAAACCAUGGCCACCUUAAAGAUUGUCUUGCCCUGUUCCAUGAGAUGUUGAAAAAUAAAAUUCAGCCUGAUCAUGUCACCUUCCUAGCUAUAAUAUCUGCUUGUGGUCAUGCUGGUAAAGUUAAUGAUGGAAUUCACUACUUCCAGAGCAUGACUGAGGAAUAUGGAAUCCCAGCUAGGAUGGAACAUUAUGCUUGUAUGGUAGAUUUGUUUGGACGUGCCGGUCGCUUGAAUGAAGCUUUUAAAAUUAUAAAGAGCAUGCCAUUCCCUCCUGAUGCUGGUGUGUGGGGUACAUUGCUUGGAGCCUGUCGAAACCAUGGAAAUGUUGAGCUUGCUGAAGUGGCUUCAAGACAUCUUUUUGAUUUGGACCCACAAAAUUCUGGUUACUAUGUACUGCUUUCAAAUUUACAUGCAAAUGCUGGACAUUGGGGGAGUGUGCUGAAGGUACGAAGUCUGAUGAAGGAAAGAGGAGUUCAGAAAGUACCUGGAUACAGUUGGAUAGAGGUCAACAACACCACCCACAUGUUUGCUGCUGCAGAUGGGAGUCACCCACAUUCUAAGCAUAUAUAUUCAUUGCUGAAGAUUCUUCUUCUAGAGCUGAAAAGAGAAGGAUAUGUUACUAAUCUUUAUCUUCCAAUGCACCCACAGGGUUUAGUGUCAUGACUGUCAUUUCCACCUUUGUGCUGUCAGCCGGAUAACAGAUAAAAUCUUGCCUGUGAGCCAUGGACUGCAACAGAGCAUCAGAAAUGAGUUGCCGAAACCAUUUCUGAUCAUGUCCUCUCCUCUGCCUUAGCCCAUUCCUCCUGAGUAGCUCACUUAUUUGGUGUUUCAGGCACAGGUAACCCUGCAAGGCUGCUGAAAAGGCUAAGGCUAGGCAAUACAAGCAAUAUAUAGAAGGGGGUAUGUAUGCAGACCUGAAAGAAAGACAUGUUUAAAGGCAGUAAAUACGUCCUUCUUGCAUUAUUGGUCGAAUUAGAGCGUUAAUGUGGAAUAAGGAAUUGGCGGGCCGAACUUUUCCUUACUGCUAAUAGAUAUUCAUGCCUGGAAUCAGAUGCCAGGUAGAUAUGAAUUUAGGUUUACUGUUAGGUUGAACAGUUGAAAGCUGCACAGUUACCAUAUGUAAUUAAUAAUUUGCUUAAAGGCCAGGCAUAAAACUCUGCUUCGCUACAGGAACAAAUAGUUGAAUCAUUGAUUGAAUCAUUGAUUGGUGCAGGGUCAUUUUCUUGAUAAAGUAACAUUUGCUAUAGUCAUGGACACGAGUAUUGACAACUAAUUUUUCACACAUGCAUGGAUGACAUGCAUAUGGAAUGUUGGUUUUGUAAAGUAGACAUUGGUGUUGAGAGUAAUA
Messenger RNA from Durio zibethinus, 3361 nucleotides. RefSeq names its product Tetratricopeptide repeat (TPR)-like superfamily protein. Gene Ontology annotation, molecular function: RNA binding; protein binding. Gene Ontology annotation, biological process: RNA modification. NCBI's taxonomy places the organism in Eukaryota, Viridiplantae, Streptophyta, Magnoliopsida, Malvales, Malvaceae. The record is from RefSeq and is a predicted model, not a curated record.